UUAUAUACCAAACAAAGCUUUCACAAUAUUUUUUGAAGUCAUACAAUUAUUUCAAUAAUAAAUAUAGUCGAGCGGAUAGUUCAUAAUUCUUAAAGAAAAACAUAUAAAUUUUAUAUUUAUAAAACACUUUGAAUGGUGUCCUUGCAACGUGACAAAUUAAUUACUAAAAAUAAAUCUUCACAGCACUUGCAGCCUAUAUUAUUGCUGUUAAAAGACAUUUUAAAAAGUGAUCACUAUUUGUGCGAUAUUUCCGAAAACGAUAUAUUAGAUAUUUUUGAAAAUUGUCAAGUUUGUAGAAAAAUGGCAGCAUUACCUCAAGGCGCAUUUGUGGCAUGCAAAUUACGUGAACAAUAUCGUGAUAGAGAUUUAAUAAUUUCUAGAUUGAAAUCAAGCGGCGAAAAAACUGAACCGAAAAUUUUCAGCGGCAACAAAAAAUUAAUGGAAUACAGUCCAGUAAAGUACAACGAGAAAUUAAUGAAUUCAAUUUGGGGAUUCUAUAAUCGUUAUUCACCACAUAAUAUAAAAAGUAAUGAAAUCGUUUCCUUCGAUCUGGCUUAUAAUCAGCAACAGCAAUCUGCUGUUGCUAAUCAAGCCAUUGCUCAUAAUAUAGCAAUGGCUGUCACAACCGGUAAGGAAUGGACUUUUAUGGACAAAAAGUAAAACUUUUAUUGGUCUCAGAAACAUUAAACAAUUGUUCGUCUUAAUAUAAAUACAUAGAUACAUACUAUGUUAAAAAUUUAAUAUUUCUUUAUACAAAUGUAUUUGCAAAUAUGUAUAUUGAUGGUGCAAAUAAAUUUUAUUUACUACAA
Messenger RNA from Lucilia sericata (common green bottle fly), 809 nucleotides. RefSeq lists its product as uncharacterized. The record is from RefSeq and is a predicted model, not a curated record. The coding region runs from base 133 to 660 and encodes 175 amino acids. The transcript is spliced from 4 exons. NCBI's taxonomy places the organism in Eukaryota, Metazoa, Arthropoda, Insecta, Diptera, Calliphoridae.